CACCAAAUUGUAAGCAUGAGCUGUCCAAAUGCAUGGUAAUGCAUCAACUAAUUUAAUAGAAAUAGCCACCUCCAGCAUACUAAUUUAAAUAUAUAACUAAAUAGGCAGCAAAAUAUUUAUUCUUCAUAUAUUUUCAAAAAAAUACAGGUCUUCACAGUGCUCCACUUCAUUGACGUACCUGCUGGGGUGCAAAACUGAGUUGGGAAGGUAAGUUAUAAAAAAAAAAUUAAUAAAAAAAUUAUUCUGUGUAAAAACGACCGGUCGUUCUUAAAAAGACUGGUUUCUUUUUCGACUCGACCGGUCUAUUUUUUAAAAAAAAAUUAAAAAAGAGAAAAAAAAGGAAAAAGAGACGACAAAUUUUUUAUGCACGACCGGUCGCUGAUAAUUUGUCCAAAAAAGACCGGUCACUCGCUCCAAGAGACCGGUCGUGUCUCUCUUUGAAUCUGAACAAAGACCGGUCGUCAGACGCGCAAAAAAUUUUCCCGCCCCUUUUUCUUUCUUUCUCUUCUCUCUCCUCAUUUCUUAUUCUUCGCAGCGACAGAACCCCUCUCUCCCUCUCUCAACACUUCGAUUUUUUGUUCUCUUCUCUCUCUCUCUCUCUAAAUCUCCCACAACCCACUCCAAUCUUCACUCAAAUCACACUUUUCUCACUUGAUUUUUCGAGUAAAAUCCGUUUUUGGCAUCUAUUCCUUGAAAUUUCAAGUGUUUUGUUCAAUUCUAGGGGAUUUUGAGUUAGGGUUUCACCUCCACCAAGAUGUCUAGAGCUAAAAAGGUUGCAAAUAAGGGUGCAUCUUCCUCACGAAGUGCACCUCAAUCGGACUGCAUCUGUGGUUACGGAGCGUAACCUAGACCUUAGUCCUUCCAUCCAAUCCACUGGACUUAUUCAAGUCCAACACCUUCUUAGGAACAGAAACCUCUUACCUUUAGCGUGUAUCUAUAGAAAAUAUAAUGAGUCUAUUGUGCAAGAAUUUUAUGCUGCUUUCCCUAUGGUGGAGCCUAGAGACAACCAAACUGUGCCCAUUAAGGUUCGAGGCAAAAAUGUUGACCUUUCCCCUUCCAUCAUCUCUGAUGUUCUUAACUUGCCUGGGGAGGAUACUGGUGAAUGGAACCGCUAUUUGGGUAGAGAUUUUAAUUUGCAAGACGCAGCUGAAAGGCUUUUCUAUGCUGACCCUACUGCCUUUGCAUCUCAAACCAAAAAGACUGUCCUCACUCAGGGUAAGUUGACACCCUACUUUGCCAUUUUGUGGAGCUUUGUGCGCCACAACAUCUACCCAUCGGGCCAAAGGUCAGAAAUUCCCAUUAUAGGGGUCAAAAUCCUUAAAAUUUUGCAUGAGGGAACUUUUCCCCUACCCGUAGGGGACAUUAUUUUUGAACGUUUAAAGGAUUGUGCACGAAAGAAACAUAUUAUCUAUUAUCCUUGCCUUGUAAGCAUGAUUUGCACAGACUCUGGUGUUCGGGUUCGCUCCAAUGAUAUAAUUGCUAAGCCCAUGGGUCUAAGAGUAUUUCUCAGCGGCGCGAUGCUACCAGACCAGCUCCAGUGCUGCACUCUAUGCCUCCACCGCAGCCGCAUACGCCGACAUCAUCCCUGCCAUUCCCACCUGUUCCCAGUGUCGACACUUCCGCAUGGGACCCCAGUCUCCGAGCCAUUUGGGACAUGCAAAUGAUCC
Molecule: messenger RNA, 1667 nt
Organism: Prunus persica (peach)
Lineage: Eukaryota; Viridiplantae; Streptophyta; Magnoliopsida; Rosales; Rosaceae
Exons: 2
Coding region: 987-1664 (225 amino acids)
Source: RefSeq, a predicted model, not a curated record